ACGACCACAAAAGAGGAGAAAGAGGAGAGAGUAGAAGAGGCAGAGAGCGAUCGCUGUGCUUUCGCAGCUACUGCUCCGGCUUCCCGUCUCACCCGGUUUAAACCCCUAGCCUUCCUUCGAUUCCUUUUCCCCCUCCCCCGUUCACGCCGAAAUCGGAUCGAUCGACCCGGAAACGUUCUUGCUUUUCCCCGCCGAGGUUGAUCUCGCUCUAGGGUUUACCGUUACGCGAGCCUUUGGGUCUCACGUUCGCGCAUUGGCGCCGUUUUCGAUCGCGAGGGUUCUUGUUGGAUUGGUCGACCAUGGAGCGAUCCAGGGCCCCUUGAUGGCAGAUCUGGAAGAUGUGCUCGAUUCUUAGAAUGGGAGUCUUGAGGUGGGAGAGGAGGUUUUGGUGAUUGGGUUAGGGUUUUCAAUCGGGAGUGGGAUACUAGGGAUUUUAGGAAGUAUGUUGAGUGUCUUGAGGGUUCAUCUGCCGUCGGAGAUCCCCGUGGUAGGCUGUGAGAUUACGCCGUACGUUCUUUUGCGGCGACCGGAUGGUAGCGUCUCAACUGAUGAUGUUCCCGAGUCUGCUCCAUUCAAUGGAUAUUGCAUUAGAUAUAAGUGGUAUCGUGAUCAAAGUGAUCAAAAAGUUUCUGUAUGCAGUGUACAUCCAACUGAGCAAGCAACACUGCAGUGCAUAGUUUGUGUCAAGGAGAAAGUACCUAUUGCAAAGAGUUAUCAUUGCUCUCCUAAGUGUUUUACUGAUGCUUGGCAGCAUCAUCGUUCUUUACACGAACAAGCGAAGAGAACUAUAAAGGAAAAUGGAAUUGAGGAGGAAGAAGCGUUCGGGCGCUUUAACAAUAGUGGGUCUGGAAGUCAUAAUGCUGGCCUUUCUGGUGCAACAAUUAAUGUGGGAAGCUCAGUCCUUAAUAAUGGUCCAGUACCUAUAUAUUCUACAACUGUUGCAGAAAGGAAUGGUGAAGCUUGGUCUGAAGUUGGACGUUCUAGAACAUACACACCAACAUCUGAUGAUAUUAAUCAUGUUCUUAAGUUCGAGUGUGUGGUCGUAUAUGCAGAGACAAGGAUACCUGUGGGAAAUGUACAUACCAUCUUGACUUCACGUGUGAUUCCAGCCCCCUCUCCAACACCUCGUCGCAUGAUUCAAGUAAAUGGAGCUGAUGUUUUGGGGCAGUUGGAUGUAGAUAGUCGAAGCGCAUCUUCUAGGACCUUCUCAGUGCUUUCAUACAACAUUCUCUCUGAUGCAUAUGCUACGAGUGAGACAUAUAGCUACUGCCCAUCUUGGGCCCUCUCAUGGUCUUAUCGCAGGCAGAAUUUGUUGCGUGAAAUUAUUGGCUACCAUGCUGAUAUCCUUUGUCUUCAAGAGGUUCAAAAUGAACACUUUGAGGAGUUUUUUGCUCCAGAACUUGAUAAGCAUGGAUAUCAAGCACUUUUUAAGAGAAGAACAUCAGAGGUUUAUAGUGGAAAUCCAAAUUCGGUUGAUGGUUGUGCUACAUUUUUUCGUAGGGACAGGUUUUCUCAAGUAAAAAAAUAUGAGGUUGAAUUUAAUAAAGCUGCACAGUCGUUGACAGAUCAAGGAAUAGCAGCUGGUCAGCAAAAAGCUGCUUUGACUCGGUUAAUCAAGGAUAAUAUUGCUCUUAUUGUGGUUUUGGAAUCAAAAUUCGGUAACCAUGGCGCUGAUAAUCCAGGGAAAAGACGGCUUCUUUGUGUGGCAAACACUCAUGUAAAUGUCCAUCACGAGUACAUGGAUGUUAAGCUAUGGCAGGUGCAUACCCUUCUCAAAGGUCUGGAAAAAAUUGCCAUCAGUGCAGACAUUCCAAUGUUGGUCUGUGGAGAUUUCAAUACGGUUCCUGGAAGUGCUCCUCAUUCACUUCUUGCAAGGGGCAAGGUCGAUCCUUUGCAUCCAGACUUGGCUGUAGACCCUUUUGGAAUCCUUCGUCUUACAAACAAGUUAUCUCACCAGCUUCCACUGGUUAGUGCAUACUCAUCUUUUGCAAGAAUGGGAGGAGUUGCUCCUGGUGUAGAGCAACAGAGGAGGAGAAUGGAUCCUGCAACUAAUGAACCUCUAUUCACGAAUUGUACUAGGGAUUUUGUUGGCACUGUUGACUACAUAUUUUAUACAGCGGACUCUUUGAUGGUGGAGUCUCUGUUGGAGCUCUUGGAUGAGGAAAGCUUACGUAAAGAUACUGCCAUACCUUCUCCACAAUGGUCUUCUGAUCACAUAGCACUUCUAGCACAAUUUCGUUGCAAGCAUAGAACCAGACGUUGAGACUAGCAGUCUUCCAGCCUUGUCCUUGUUCAUGUUGUAUGAAGAAAAGAGAUGAGACUUUGGUAGAUAGAGAUUUCACAUGGUAACAUUCUCAAAGGAGGUAUAUAGUGUUCCUUGUGCUCUUUUAUGAUAGCCAUUAUGGUUUCUCAUUUUACAUGUAUCAUUGUGCCAUCGCAUGAUAGAAAAUUGUGCAAAAUAUGGUUCUGUUUUCUUUAAAAUUCUUAUGCAGCUUGAUAUAUUCUUAAUCUGGUAGAGAAUAUACCCAAGUGUUCCCUCUGCA
Musa acuminata subsp. malaccensis (wild Malaysian banana) is the source of this 2543-nucleotide messenger RNA. Its product is annotated as carbon catabolite repressor protein 4 homolog 1. Gene Ontology annotation, molecular function: poly(A)-specific ribonuclease activity. Gene Ontology annotation, cellular component: cytoplasm; CCR4-NOT complex; nucleus. Gene Ontology annotation, biological process: nuclear-transcribed mRNA poly(A) tail shortening. The record is from RefSeq and is a predicted model, not a curated record. Lineage: Eukaryota; Viridiplantae; Streptophyta; Magnoliopsida; Zingiberales; Musaceae.